CCGGGGAUGUUAGAAGCAAGCUGGGCUGCCGCCGAGCAGAAGCCCGGGCUUCCAGCUGCGAGCUCCGCUCUCCCGCCAUGGCCCCCGCUCCGCCCCCCGCCGCCUUCUUCUCACCCGCCGAGGUCCAGCGGCGCCUGGCGGCCGGCGACUGCUGGGUCCGCUGCGGGGCCCGCCUCUACGACCUCACUGGCUUCGUGCGGCACCACCCGGGGGGCGAGCAGCUGCUGCGGGCGCGGGCUGGAGAGGAUGUUAGCGCCGACCUGGACGGGCCGCCGCACCGGCACUCGGCCAACGCGCGCCGCUGGCUCGAGCAGUACUACGUGGGCGAGCUGCAAGGAGACCCUCAGGGCUCCGUGGAGAAUGGGACUGUGGCCUCUGUGAACACUCAGAAGACAGACCCUUUGAUGGAGCCAAAGUUCAAAGUGGUGGACUGGGACAAGGAUUUGGUAGACUGGCGGAAGCCCCUGCUGUGGCAGGUAGGCCACUUGGGAGAGAAGUAUGACGAGUGGGUCCACCAGCCAGUGACCAGGCCCAUCCGCCUCUUCCACUCCGACCUCAUCGAGGCCCUCUCCAAGACUGCCUGGUACUCUGUCCCCCUCAUCUGGACACCCCUGGUGCUGUACCUCAGCUGGUCCUACUACCGAACCUUUGCCCAGGGCAACGUUCGACUCUUUGCUUCCUUCUCCACAGAGUACUCGGUGGCCAUGCCUAAGUCCGUGUUCCCGGGCCUCUUCGUGCUGGGGCUGCUCCUCUGGAGCCUCAUGGAGUACCUCAUCCACCGCUUCCUGUUCCACAUGAAGCCCCCCGGGGACAGCUAUUACCUUAUCCUGCUGCAUUUCGUCCUGCAUGGCCAGCACCACAAGGCCCCCUUCGAUGAGUCCCGCCUGGUCUUUCCCCCGGUGCCGGCUUCUCUGGGGAUUGCCUUCUUCUACGCGUUGCUACAGCUGCUCCUGCCGGAGGCGGUGGGGGGCACUGUGUUCACUGGGGGCCUCCUGGGGUACAUCCUCUACGACAUGACACAUUACUACCUGCACUUCGGCUCGCCGCACAAGGGCUCCUACCUGUACAACAUGAAGGCUCACCACGUCAAGCAUCACUUUGCACAUCAGCAGUCAGGAUUUGGCAUCAGCACUAAAUUGUGGGAUCAUUUCUUCCGCACCCUUAUGCCGGAAGAGCCCCACCUGAAGAUGCAGUGACAACUCCCAGCCCCACCGUCCUGCCCUCAGCCCAGCCGUGGCCCCUGCCUCACCCCCA
Molecule: messenger RNA, 1254 nt
Organism: Prionailurus viverrinus (fishing cat)
Lineage: Eukaryota; Metazoa; Chordata; Mammalia; Carnivora; Felidae
Gene: FA2H
Product: fatty acid 2-hydroxylase
Exons: 7
Coding region: 78-1196 (372 amino acids)
Biological process (GO): lipid biosynthetic process; fatty acid metabolic process
Cellular component (GO): membrane; endoplasmic reticulum
Molecular function (GO): fatty acid 2-hydroxylase activity; heme binding; iron ion binding
Source: RefSeq, a predicted model, not a curated record